UAAUAAACAGUACCUAUUGUGACUGAGAAUCUAAAGACACUCAGAAGUUUGCUUGUAUCCACGUUCAAUGGACAAAACCUUGGAUUGUCCACCUGCCACCUAGACAAGGAAAAGAGAGAAAAGAAAGCUUGUUUGGCUGUUCUGGAUGUUGAAAAGUCUUGAGAAAUAACCUGGGUAAGGUGAACUUCUGACAUGAUCAAUCUUCUAGAAUAAUUGAGGACUUAGCAACUAUUUCAUAGAUUUAUAUAUACACUUAAAGUAUUAGAAGAGGGAAUCUGCCAUUGUUAAUUUACUGAAAACAACCCUGCUUCCCAGAUCCAUGGAUCACAGUAGCUGCUUCCUACAUCUCUUCAGUGUAUCUUAAUCUUUCCUGAAAAUGUUUGAAAGAAACACUACCACUGUCACUGAAUUCAUCCUUCUAGGCAUCACAGAUAAUCCACAUGUGCAGAUCCUAUUUUUUGUAGUAUUCCUGAUGGUUUACCUGGUUGAUUUUGUGGGGAACCUAGGUAUGAUUCUUCUGAUCUCAUUCAGUGCUCAACUUCACAACCCAAUGUAUCUCUUCCUGUGGCACUUGUCCUUCUGCGAUAUCUGCUACUCAUCUGCUGUCACCCCUAGAAUGUUGUCUGACUUGUUAUCUGAAAGCAGAACCAUUUCUUUCCCUGGUUGCGUUACUCAGCUUUACUUCUUUGCUGUCUUUGUAGAUGUGGAGUGUUACAUUUUGGCAGUGAUGGCCUAUGACCGUUAUGUGGCCAUUUGCAAACCACUGUGCUAUUCCUCUACUAUGUCUAAGUCUCUCUGUAUCCGGCUCUUAUUUGGAUCAUAUAUUGCUGGCACAAUGAAUGCCAUCAUACACACAACAGCUACCUUCAACUUAUGCUUCUGCAGCUCUAAUCUUAUCGAUCAUUUCUUUUGUGAUGUUCCUCCACUCUUGGCAAUUUCUUGCUCUGACACGCAUGUCAAUGAGUUCCUGCUGUUUGUAUUUGCUGGCUUUGUUGGGAUGAGCUCUCUUUCAAUCAUUCUUGUGUCUUACAUCUUCAUCUUAGCAGCUGUCCUCAGAAUGAACUCUGCCUCUGGGAGACUCAAGGCCUUCUCUACCUGUGGAUCCCAUUUUACUGUGGUCAUUUUGUUCUAUGGGACUGCGAUUUUUGUGUAUCUACGGCCCUCUUCUGUUUAUUCCCUGGAUCGAGACAAAUGGGCCUCUGUGUUCUACACUGUGGUAAUUCCCAUGCUCAACCCCCUGAUCUACAGCUUGAGGAAUAAGGAUGUAAAAGAAGCUUUUACAAAAGUCAUCAAAAACAAGCUGAAUACUCUACUAAUGUGAGAUGCUAUAUUUAUCCCAACCCUUGCUUGUGUGUUUGUAUGUGUGUGUGUGAAAGAGAGAGAGAGAGGGAGAGAGGGAGGGAAAAAGGAAGAGAAAAUGAUCUAUAAUUUGAAUGUUGUUUUUCUGCAUUAUUUCUGCUCUUUUAUAUAUUGCUAUAAUGUUGUUUUAUUCUGUCUAUAUUGCUGAAUCACAUUUUUAUGUAAUUAUAUUUUAACUGUGCCAUCCGGGCUUGGCCCCAUGUAAGCUGCCCCGAGUCCCUUCAGGGAGAUAGAGGCAAGGUACAAAAAUAAAGUUGUUGUUGUUGUUAUUAUUAUUAUUAUUGCCACUUCUAAAUUAUCCUCAGAAUUCCAAUACCUAUCGAGCAAAAGAGUUCAACCACAGAUUUCUCAUGUAACUACCCGUAUGCAAUUUAUUUUGCAAUUUCAUAUUCAUUUGUAGUAAAUCAUAAGGUCAGCUGCAAAUAACAUCAGAAUAAGAAGUUUGUAGACUGCAGCUUGUCUUGUACUGGUUUCUCUCUCCUUCAUAAAAGAGUACAGCUACAGUUAGCAGUCAAUGUAGUACUUUGAUGUAGAUGUAACACAUCUAUAUUAAGACCUAGAAAGAUAAACCAGCUAUCCAUAUUGCAUAUUGUUUUGAGUAUUACCAUAUAUACCAUCUUAUACUUUUGAAAAUACAUUUGACAAUUUGUGUGAAUGAACAUACAGUAAUACUUGUUCCUGGCAAGAUCCUUUUAUGAGUUUCUAUGUAUAGAGAUAAAGGCACUACUGUUCUGAAUACAGUAAAAACUCAUGAAGUCUUUAUUAUGUAGAUCAUCUAUUUCACACGUACAAAAUCUCUAUCACAUAUUGAAGAGAAUGGCUGAAUGAGGGUACAUGUUUACUUACAUAUUGUAAGUAAUUCUGCUUCUGCCUUCCUAAUAAUAAAAAGCAUUGAUAUGGUUAUUGAAGCCUAGCAACUGUGAAUACUGCCUACUUCAAAUAAUUGCUUCAUGUUUUGUACACUCUGCAUCCAGAGUGUCUCUUUUUUAUAUUUCUCUAUUUUCUUGCAAAAUACAUAACUAAUAGGUCAUGUGUACUACAGCUAAGGUAUUACGUGCUAUGGACUUUGAAUGGGUUUCUCUGGCCCUUUAACUUUGGGUAUUUGUAGGUAAAACUGAUUGCUAUCCAGUACAAGUAUAUUUUAGUCAUUGGAAAAAUAUAUAUGGUUUCGAUAUCCCAGUAUGAAAGAUUAUCAUUCACAGAAGACUCCCUCAAAGAGCAGUUUCUUUCUAACAUCAUCGCCUUGAAAAUAAGUAAUAUCUUCAUCUCAAUUUUUCUUUCUAAUUAAUGUCUAUCUCACACCUUUCCAACUCUCAAAGCACUUACCUGUAUUUGGCUUUUUAAAAGUUUUGUAUGUUGAAGAGACUUUUAGGUGCAGGACUGCUGUUAUAUCAUCAAGAUGCAAUAAUUUAAACUUGUAACAACAACAACAACAAAAAACAUACAGAAACCAGCAAUUGUGGAUCCAAAACCAAUAUUUCAAUGGGAUAGUUGGUUUGAUUUAGCUUGGUAUAUGGUACAAUGCCAAUUUGUUUUUAAUCUUUGGUGAGAUCUCAGAUGAUUUUUCACCACUUCAUCCAGUCUGAUUGUUUUUCUGACAUGUACCUAACUUCUGCUACCCAACAAUCCCCUUACUUGCUAUUCGCACACAUGCAUCAAUAUUUGUUCUUGUAUGUUUUCCCUAACAUCUUCUCCUUAAUACCUUUAGGCAAAUCAAACUGGUCCAAGCUGAAGACUACAAAUGUACUUAUGUUUUUGAAAUAAAUUGUGUAUUCCGGUAACAUAGAUACUGUCUCAUUGCUUCAUUCCUUGUUCCCCUUUCCAGCAGCAUCUGACUGUCACGGAACAUUGUGAAAAUCGCAACAUGGUUAAUGAGUGUAUUACCAAAUGUGUCAAACAUUUAUUUCCCACUGU
Anolis carolinensis (green anole) is the source of this 3273-nucleotide messenger RNA. RefSeq names its product olfactory receptor 5AR1. Gene Ontology annotation, biological process: G protein-coupled receptor signaling pathway; sensory perception of smell. The record is from RefSeq and is a predicted model, not a curated record. The transcript has a single exon. Gene Ontology annotation, cellular component: membrane. Lineage: Eukaryota; Metazoa; Chordata; Lepidosauria; Squamata; Anolidae. The coding region runs from base 377 to 1321 and encodes 314 amino acids. Gene Ontology annotation, molecular function: G protein-coupled receptor activity; olfactory receptor activity; odorant binding.